UUUCACAUGACUUCCACAUGACUGCAGAGUGAAACACGGCGCUCUACACUGUUACUGAAGCGUGAUUUUCGGACUGAAUGAACACAUGCUUUAGGAUCUCAGUUGUGUGAAGUGUGAUGGCGGCGCUGGAGGUGCUGCUGAAGGGUUCCCCUGUGGAAUAAUGUGAGCGGUGUGGAGGUCAUGGAGAAGUUUACGGUUGUUGGAUUAGUGCUGGUGUCCCUGUGCCAGGCUUCACCUCUGCCCAACUUCGUGCUGCUGUUUGCGGAUGAUUUGGGUUAUGGAGAUUUGGGUUUCUCGGGUCAUCCUACAUCACUCACGCCGAACCUGGACCGACUGGCGGCUGAUGGGCUCCGGUUUACCGACUUCUACUCCACCAGCCCUGUGUGCAGCCCGUCCAGAGCAUCUUUGUUGACAGGACGCUACCAGACACGUUCUGGGAUCUACCCCGGUGUGCUGUACCCGGGCUCAAUAGGUGGGCUCCCUCUUAACGAGACCACUAUUGCAGAAGUACUGAAGCCUCUAGGCUAUGCCACAGCCAUGAUGGGGAAAUGGCACCUGGGCUACGGAGCUAAUGGUACUUACCUGCCUACACGACAAGGCUUUGACCACUACCUCGGCAUCCCAUACUCUCAUGACAUGGGUCCUUGUCACAAUCUGACCUGCUUCCCUCCGAAUGUGAAGUGUUAUGGCUUCUGUGAUGUCGGUACGGUAACUGUGCCUCUGAUGAAGGGGGAAACCAUCACGCAGCAGCCUGUAGAUUUUGUUAAUCUGGAAGACGCCUACAGUGAUUUUGCCACAGAAUUCAUCCGCAGUUCUGCUCAGAAACGCCAACCUUUCUUCCUCUAUUAUCCUUCUCAUCACACUCACUACCCACAGUUUGCAGGGUGGAAAUCUGUGGGCCGAUCGCUCAGGGGGCCGUUUGGAGAUGCACUGCUGGAGUUUGACUCCACCAUAGGAAACAUCCUGCAGACGCUGAAGGACACAGGGGUGCUAAACAACACACUCGUCUUCUUCACAUCUGACAAUGGGCCAGAACUUAUGCGAAUGUCUCGUGGGGGAAAUUCUGGGUUGUUAAAGUGCGGUAAAGGAACUACUUAUGAAGGAGGAAUGAGAGAACCUGCUAUUGCCUACUGGUCUGGAGUCAUCAAACCAGGUCUCACCCAUAGUCUGUCUAGUACUCUGGACAUCCUGCCAACCAUUGCCAGAUUGGCUGGAGCUCCAUUUCCCAAGGUUCAGCUGGAUGGCGUGGACAUGAUCGAUAUAUUGUUCAACCAUGGAGAAGGUCAAAGAAAGGCUAUCUUUUACUACCCAAUCGACCCCACUGAGAAGUAUGGUGUGUUUGCAGUGAGAAUGGGACAAUAUAAAGCUCAUUAUUACACUAGGGGAGCGUCACACAGUGAAACAACUCCAGAUCAGGACUGUCGGUUAAUCUCCGUCCUGAAGUAUCACGACCCUCCUCUGCUGUUUGACCUGGAGUCCGAUCCAUCUGAAAACUAUAACCUGAGUGUGAAGGACCAUCCCGAGCUGGUCAGUGUGCUGCAGGAGAUCAAGGAACUCAAGGAGAAUUUCGAGGCCUCGAUGCAGUUUGGAGAAAGUGAGAUUGGAAAAGGAACUGAUCCGAACCUGGCACCCUGCUGUAACCCACAGUGUUCUCCUAAACCAGAAUGCUGCCGCUGUGAGAUUACAUACUGACCAGUUCAUUUCUACAGGUAGUCCCCGAGUUACGAUGGUUCGACUUUUCCGAUCUUAUGAUGACUAAGAUGGAAACACGUAACACCACUCGUCCACACACCUGCUCCCAAAUACAUGUAUACCGUAAAGUUUAUACAUUACGGUACUUUAAAUUGCUCCGUUUUGCUAAAUUAUGUACUGUAUUUUGUUAAAUUAUUACCAAUUACAGUAUACUACCUCAUACUGAUCAUUCUUUAAGACUGCGGGGUAGGCUUGGCCAUGUCUCGAUAUUUACAAGUUACGCUGAUGUCAUUAUAACGCAUCUCCAUCGUAAGUCUGGGACUACCUGUAUAUACAUAAUUUUCCUUUUUCUUUAAAAUCGUACACUGGCCAAAAACCAGUUUUAUAAUGCAUUAAUGUGUUAAUUUUAUAAUGCAUUAAAAUCAGCCACUGCCACUCACACAUCUGCUGUGUUCAAGAGAAUAAUUCCUAUAAAACAGUGUGAAAUGUGUGAAAGAUCCUUUUGCUCUGCUGUUCUGUUAUAUUCUCAUCUCAUAAAACAGUCAUGCAGCAGUAAUCUGAUUUCUAUUGAUUUGUGGGGUUUUUUCUGUUUUGAUUCAAAAACAAUAAAAACAAAAAGAAUUGUGUCUAGAAGGCAUUUUUGCUCGAGC
Messenger RNA from Silurus meridionalis, 2342 nucleotides. RefSeq names its product arylsulfatase A (gene arsa). NCBI's taxonomy places the organism in Eukaryota, Metazoa, Chordata, Actinopteri, Siluriformes, Siluridae. The coding region runs from base 181 to 1692 and encodes 503 amino acids. Gene Ontology annotation, molecular function: arylsulfatase activity. The transcript is spliced from 8 exons. The record is from RefSeq and is a predicted model, not a curated record.